AUGUCUGACCAUGUCGUCCCCAUUCCCGAUGAAAUCCUGCAGCAGGCGGGUAUAAUUUCGAUAUUCCCUGCAGCAGUUCACCGGGACCAUGAGCUUGCUGUCGAAGACGCUCGUCAACUCAGACACGAGUUCAGCUCCGAAAUUAACAUGGAUUUAGAUACCAAGACUAUCGCUAAUAUUCCAGGAUUUGGCCACAGUCAUGUCACAGCUCUGACAAUGCCUGAGUGCCUUCCAGAACGACUUUCUCUCAUAACACUCUUCACUGAGAGCACGUUUCUCAAUGAUGAUUAUUAUGACAAGGCAGGCGCCGAGAAGGUCGACAUUUACAACCAGCGGCUGAAAAAGGCGUUGCGCACAGAGAAUCAUGAAGGGAAGCCUGAUCAUACCUCUGGUCUGUACAAAGGAAAGCAGCUUCAAGCAGGCUUUCUCAUCAAGAUGCUUCAAAUUGAUCAUGAACUGGCAUCCGAUGUCAUGUCGACUUAUAGCCGAAUUCUCGAUGCCGCAAGUGUCCUCGGAAAAUCAGGCCUCCUCACUCUUAGGGAGUACUGCAAUUUCCGUCUUUUCAAUUCGGGCAUGGAAACGUAUCAGGAUAUGUGCUGCUUCGGCAUCGGUCUCAAGAUAGACCGGAAAGCCAAGGAAAAGCUAGCUCUAAUUGUCAAUGUCGCUCACACCUCCACAUUUUUGAUCAAUGACUAUUAUAGCUGGCCAAAAGAGGUAAGGGAGUAUUUUGAAGUAGAUGAAAACCCUAAUCUCCCUGUUAAUGCAGUCUGCAUUAUGAUGCAAUACCAUGGAUGCUCAGAGCAAGAGGCUUUGCAGGGGGUCCGAGAUGAGAUUAUCACUCAACAAAAGCUGCAUCUGUCUAUGAUCAAAGAACUGGAGGAGAGUGAAGGUCCGCUUCCAGAAACCUGGCGGGUUUAUAUUGAGGCAGCUCAAUAUCCAGCAACUGGCUCUGAGAUCUGGAGCAUUUACAGCCCUCGUUAUCCGACAAAGUCUGAAUUAAAUCAGCCAGAGUGUAUCAUUGUGGGGAAUACUCUGGAAUACAAGACUAUAAAUGAUAUACCACAUGGAUUAGUGGAAAGUGACACGGAGGUGGAGACCAGAUGUGACAUAAUGGGAGACAUGAAGUUCCACCCCAUUUCCUCUUCUCCCGCCCAUAUUUUCGCUGCCAAUGGUGAGAAAACUGCGGAGUUCAACUCUUUUCCCAUCAUUACCCAUGCAGUGGAGAACAACGAGGAACUCACAAACGGCGACAAAGAAACUUGUAUCGAGUCUCCAGAAAAGAGCCAAAACAGCAGCAACAUCACGGUGUCAACUAAUGGAGAUUACUACUCCCACGAGGAGGGCUUGUGUGGUCGUGAGCAGAACAGCAGUGAUACCUUUCUGCAGAAAGCAACCGAGGUUAGUCUUCUAUAUCCAAAGGGAAGUUUUGAGAAGAAGCUAAAUAGCGAGCAGACUGUAACAUCCCCGUCUAAAUAUAUCUCCUCUCUGCCAUCCAAGAAUAUCAGAGACAAAUUCUUGGACGCCUUGAAUGUAUGGUUUGGAAUUCCAGAAGAACCUCUCUUGAAGAUCAAGAGAAUUGUCGGCUUGCUCCACCAUUCCUCAUUGAUGCUGGACGAUAUUGAAGACGACAGCAUGCUCCGACGGGGAAUGCCAUGCGCACACUCUCUUUAUGGACCAGCCCAAACAAUCAACUCAGCAAAUUAUGCCUUUGUAACAGCAUUUGCCGAGACUCUGAGCCUCAGAAACUCCUCUGCAACAGAUAUCUUCAUUAACGAGGUCCAGAAUAUGCAUCGUGGUCAAGCCAUGGAUUUACAUUGGAAGUACCACACGCAAUGCCCCACCGAAGAAGAGUACAUGCAGAUGAUUGAUAACAAGACUGGAGCGAUGUUCCGCCUGUGCGUUCGAUUAAUGCAAGCUGAAUCCAGCCUUGCUUGUCAACACAUAAAUCCCGAUCCUCUCGUGCUACAGUUAGGCCGGUACUUCCAAGUUCGGGAUGAUUACCAAAACCUACUCUCCGAUGAGUAUUCGAGUCAAAAGGGUUUCUGUGAAGAUCUUGACGAGGGCAAAAUUUCUCUACCAAUCAUAUAUACCAUCAUGAACCCAUCUUUCAACGGAUCUGUGAUAAAGGGCAUCUUUCAACAUAAGGCGCCUGGCGAGAUGUGUCUCCCUAUGAAAAAGUAUAUUCUAGAGGAGAUGAAGCAGACAGGGGCACUGGAUAUGACUCUUUCAUUGAUUCGAGAUAUGCAGAAAGAUCUCUUGGACAAGCUCAGUGACGUGGAAGAUGCGUUUGGGUCAAAGAAUCCACUUGUCGAGCUGGUACUGAGGCGUCUAUGGAUCUAG
Penicillium malachiteum is the source of this 2340-nucleotide messenger RNA. RefSeq names its product polyprenyl synthetase family protein. The transcript is spliced from 9 exons. The coding region runs from base 1 to 2340 and encodes 779 amino acids. Gene Ontology annotation, biological process: isoprenoid biosynthetic process. Gene Ontology annotation, molecular function: prenyltransferase activity. NCBI's taxonomy places the organism in Eukaryota, Fungi, Ascomycota, Eurotiomycetes, Eurotiales, Aspergillaceae. The record is from RefSeq and is a predicted model, not a curated record.